AUGGAGCUAACGCCGUUGCUUGAGCUUAUCGCGACAACCCACCGCGAGCCCGGCAACCAACUGUUGGACGAAUCGGUACUCCAGCAGUCGCUCGACUACCUCUCCAAACUCCCAGAAACAACCCACUUGUUCUGCGACCCUGAUGCAUACCCAGUGACGGUUCAUCUCAUGAUCCUCUACACGUUCGGUGACAGUGACGUGUUGCGCUGGUUCUCCGCCCGCACUGCACGCUGGUUGGACGUGUGCCAGCGCUGCUGCUGCAUGUUUCACCGCGGCGUCGCACAGUUGAAGGACAACUUUGUAAUGAUCCGCGGGAUCGCAGUGCCACAGGUACGUGAGUUCAUAGACAUCAUUUACGACCACCAUGCCGCGCGCUUGCUCCCGGUGUUGACCGCGGAGGCGGAGCGCGUAGCCGCAGAAGACUCCACAACCGCCACCCUCUCACCCCGCGCGGCGCUUGCGCUUGCAGACAUGCUUUCGGGUCCACACCUCUUCCGUCGCAGUGCCACACUUAAGCAGUGUUUUUCACGCCUCUUUAACCUCACCAUUGUCCAGGACGAAUUCAUCAAGCCCCAGAUACUCCUUCCCGGAACGCUCUACCUCCUAUUCGAUGGAACGCUACAGGAGCGCCUCUGGGCGCUUAACCUGCUUCAGAGCUUCCGCGCGCUGCCCGUCUCGCCCGACGACUGGGAUGUGACGCUCACCGAGGAGUAUGCACUCCACUUGUGGCGUAUCCAGGACCCUGCAUUCUACACAGAAGACCACGCAACCGCAUUCUGGAAGAAUACCACUGCAAUCGCACACGCCAUAGCUCCAGCUACGUUCGCGUACCUCAAUCGCCCGCGUGACAUUGACUGCGUCAAGCGCACGACCACAUACGAUCUCGUCCCCGUCGCCUGCGUACUCCGCAACCACAUCAUGAGCUUCUGCGGCGCGCCGUUACCGUACGCACUCCGCACGUUGACGGUAUUCUUGAGAUUACUCGACACAGGCUUCUGGCCGCUCGUCGCGCCGUCCACGUUUCUCAAUUUCCUUGACACGAUCCUUGCGAACCCCGAGUUCGCGCGUCUCGGCUUGACACUCACGGCGGACGAGGACGACAUGGUUGAACCGCGUGCAACGCUCGCCGAUCUCACCGCCUGGAUGGGUCCGCUCUUUGAGCAGUUGCCGAUUGCACAGCAACAACAGGCCGGGAUCAAGCUCGGGAUGGCUUUGUUGAAUAUGGUUCCAGUUGCAGCCGUCGCGGCCGUUCACCCCAACGCGGCGUACUUCACUGCCCACGGCCUCUACUACCUCACGCAGUGUCUCACGACAACCCACGUGCUCUACGACAAGCAACUCACCAUCGAACUCAUGACACGUGCCGAAAGUCGCAACCUCGUCGACACGCAAUGUGAGCGCAUCCUCACGGCUGCGACAGCAUCUAUGCGUGAUACGUUUGACAUGACACACGCGGACGAUCGGGUCCGCUACUACUCGGUCAAGCUCGUCGCGCUUGCGUUCCAGUACGACGUGGUGGCGUUUGCGCAGAGCCGUUAUUUCCUCCAUACCGAGGGUAUGGGCCUGACGUCGCUCGUGCGGCCGCGUCUCUGGGGGCUAGUCCUGCGCGUGCUUAGCUCACAGGAUCACUAUUUCAUCGGAGAGCUCUUAUGUGUGUUUGACAAUGUGGCUGGUGUGCUUCCGUUCGAGUUCGCGCAACAGGACACGACGAACCGCGCGAAGGCCGAUUACAACGCGCACUCCGCCCAGCUACUUGCACGCGUCGAGAAUGUCUUGGGCAAGGUCUCAUACCUUGCGCCCGCGCGCCUACGCGCGCUCUUUGCGCGCGAGCGUGUUCUCGAGGGGCUCUGGUCGUGUCUUCUCUGCGCCAACAAAGAAGUCGAUAUCUACCAGGCCGCGGUCAACAUCCUCUACGAGGCGUUUGACGUGCAAGGCCGCCGAGAGGGGACCAAGGAGCUCCUCUCGCUGAACCUUGCAGCAUGUCUUGCGGCGUUGAACGUGACGCUCAAGCGCAUCAUGUUCCUCAAGUUCUUCGAACCGUGCCCAAAAACCGUUCGCGUGCUCAUGGACGUGGUACUGGCACUCAGCGAUCCCCUUUCAGGGAUCUUUAUCGAUUUGGGCACAAUCACGCCAGAAUUGGAUGCCGCGUUACUGGACUUCUGGACAAUUUGCUGGGGCUUCUUGGACGUGAUCUACGAGGGAACGCUCAAGUGGGCGAUGCAGUACCUGAACCUUGUGGAGUUUACGCGCGACACGCUAGACUUGUCGCUUUCGGUGUUUGCAGCCUUCAAGCCGCUCCUUACGGUGCUUGCACGCGAGCCCGGAACAGCCGAAACACGCGCACGCCGCCUCUUUGCCGAUAUCAUGUCGUGUUUCCGCCACAUGCUCGUGUGGUUGCGGCUCGGUGACCUCUCUCUCCUCAGCUCAUGCGUGGAGCUCAUUUUUGCCACAGUGGAUCUUGCGUUGGAGUUGGACCUUCCGUUUGAUGACACGAUUGUGACCGCGAUCGCGCGCUACGGUGCAAAGGCCAAAAAGUUCAACAACAAGUUGAGCACGCAGCAGCGCGCCGACAUUCUCGAUCGUGCACGCAAGUUUAACGAGGGUAUUGUGGACGAGGUGGUGGCCGAGGCUGAGGGGUACCGCGAAACAAAACUGGAGAGCGCAACGCCGGUACGCGCGUCGCCUGAGCCGCGCGCCACAGGUGGGAGUCUUUACACGCCGCGCGCACCGGCCGUGCGCGCGCAGCCAAAGAUUACAAACUUUGCGACGCCCACAACCGUCCCGCCGUUCCAAUUCGCGACGAAGCCUGUCUUUAAAACCACCGCCCUUGAGGCUAUCCGGCUCGAGCGUGCGCAGGCGGCAAAAAAGCUCCAACUCAAGCCCAAGUCGCUCGCAGCGCCCGCAGCACCGCGCCCCGCGGGGUUCAACAAGAACCACGUUGAGUCGUCUGACGAGUCCGAUGCCGACGAUGUUGACACCACCGACCUCUUUGUCAAGGCACCAGCAGCUAAGCCCAAGGUCAGCGUCAUUGGCCCCGUGCCCAGCCUCCGCCGCGCACACGUGACACUCACCGAUAGCCAACGCGCAGAGAAGAACAUGCGUCUCCGACUCAACGUCGACAUGUCGCCGCUCUAUGCAAAGAUCCUUAAGUGGAACGUAGCCUCCACGGCUGAGUUUCCCGACAACACCGAGUACACGCCCGUCGGCGAAACGUUCGCGUCGGUUGCGGAGUACACGCGCACGUUCGAACCGUUGCUCCUUCUCGAGUGCUGGCAACAGAUGGUGUCCGCGAAACAGGCAGGGAGCGACGAGCCGUUCAAGCUCGUAGUGGGCAGUCGCACCACGUUGAACAACUUCUUUGACGUAUACUUGCUGGUGCGCAAGGAUGUGCUCAAGGAGAAGCGGCUCGGUGACACGGACAUGCUCGUGUUGGCGUUCGUAGAGGAGGCGCAGUUGGACAGCGCGGGGCUCCCGUCUCGCGCGACGAUGAAGACGGCGGCCGCGGCGUGCUUGGGAAAAAUCCGUGAGAUAAAACACGCGGGGGAGUACUGCGAUUUGACGAUUCGGGUGAGCAAUUCAAACCCGUUGCUCGGAUUCCUCACUCCGCGGGCGGAGCUCUUUGCCAUGAAGAUUAUGCAGAUGGUGACAGUGGAGCGUGAGUACGCGUCACUUAAAGGAUUGGCGUACUAUGACUUGGCAGACGAGGUGGUUCGCGCCACGCCGUGCGAACCCACCGUGCGUGCAGAUGUUUCCGCAAAGAAACGUGCAUACGAUGUAAACGACUCGCAGGCGGCGGCGAUUGCAGGUGCCGUUGGUGCCGAGGGGUUCUCCCUUAUUCAAGGUCCGCCCGGUACCGGGAAGACCAAGACGAUUCUUGGAAUCAUCGGGUGUGUGCUUACAGACGGUGCGAAGAAUACGAUCAAGGCAGAUUCACGUGCAGCUACGAGCUCGGGCUCUGGCCGCCGGAUCCUUGUUUGCGCUCCGAGUAACGCUGCUGUUGACGAGCUCGUACUCCGGAUCCGUGCGGGUGUGCGCGACGCAAAUGGCGCAAUGUUCUCCCCCAAGGUGGUCCGUCUUGGGCGCAGCGAUGCCAUCAACUCAGCUGUGCGCGAUCUCACGCUCGAGGAGCUUGUCGACGCAAAGAUAGCGUCCGGCAACGCAACCGUUCAAGCUGACCCCAAGAUCCGCGAGGAGCACAACAAAUGCGUUGCAGAGCGCGACCAGCUCCGCACUGCGCUCGCGCGAGGGGACCUCCUCCCGGAAGCCGCCCUGGCGGCUGAGUCGCAGCUCCGUGAGGUCAACAAGCGCCGCCACCAGCUCGGUAAGCAGCUCGAUGACCAACGCGAGCGGAUCUCUGUCUCCCACCGUAACCGCGAGAUUGCGCGCCGCCAGAUCCAGUCACAGAUCCUCCUCGGUGCGGAAGUCAUCUGCGCGACGCUUUCGGGGUCUGCUCAUGACUUUGUUGCGGCGCUCGGGAUGACGUUUGAGACGGUGGUGAUUGACGAAGCCGCACAAUGUAUUGAGCUCUCGGCGCUCAUUCCUCUCCGCUACGGGUGCAAGAAGUGCAUCAUGGUUGGUGACCCAAACCAACUCCCGCCGACGGUAUUGUCGCAGGCGGCCGCGCGCCUCCGCUACGAGCAGAGUCUUUUUGUGCGGAUGCAGACCCGCCAUCCACAGCUGGUGUACUUACUCGAUGUGCAGUACCGCAUGCAUCCAGAUAUCUCCGCAUUUCCGAGUCGCGAAUUCUACGACUCCCGACUCCUCAACGGGCCCGACAUGGCGCGCGUAACCGCGCGUGCUUGGCAUGCGUAUGCGCCGCUCGCGCCGUACCGUUUCUUUGACAUUGGUGGCGCUCACCAGCAGAACGCGCUCACAAAGAGUUUGUUCAACAUGGCUGAGGCGCGCGCCGCAUUGGACCUCUUUGCAGCGGUGGAGAGUCUCUGCGGCGAGAUGGCUGGCAAGGUUGGUGUGAUCUCGCCGUACAAGGAGCAGGUGCGACGUAUCCGCGAUGUGUUUGUGAAGCGCUACGGACAGAUGAUCCUCCAUGAGGUAGACUUUAACACAGUCGAUGGGUUCCAGGGCCAAGAGAAGGAGAUCAUUAUCAUGUCAUGUGUGCGCGGGAGCGAUGCCAAGGGCGUUGGGUUUGUUGGUGAUGUUCGCCGUAUGAAUGUUGCGCUUACGAGAGCAAAGAGCUCGAUGUGGGUGUUGGGGAAUCGAGAGUCUUUGCUGGUGAAUAAGAUGUGGCGAGAUCUUGUAGCGGAUGCAGAGGAGCGAGGAUGUGUGGAGGUUGUGGGAAAGGGUUUCUGCAAAAAGCUUGUGAAGGUUGACGAGUUACAGUCGAAGGUGAACCCACACCCGACAGGGUCAAUUGCGAAUCACUCGACAGACUCGCGCGUUCGCAAGUCGAGCCCGCCAAAGCCGGGCUCAAACGUAACUCUUGCGCCCCAUUCGGCCUCGUCCAGUUCGACGGUAUUGCAGCCACCGGUCAAGUCCGAGCUGAUUAAUAUCGUCGCGUCAGCGAACCUGACCCCGGUUGAGAAGGUGGUGAUUCCUGUCGAUCCACCGAUCCGCCGCCCAAAUAAGAGCGAGUCAGUGGAUCCGGGCGACCAGACACUGGAGGAAGAAAAGCGCUUGAAGAAGGAGCGCAAGAGGGAACGCAAGAAAAAAGAAUGGGAGGCGAAGGAAAGAGAAGAGUUAAAACCUGACGACUCAUUGAAUCAGCCAAUGACGGGUUCAUCUGCGAAUAGGCCAAAGACGAAUGCUCCUACAGGUGAUUCUACGGUUAAGUCUAUGGCUACACCUACAGGCGAGUCCAAAAAAGACAUGGCCGAUUCGGCCCCGCUCCCGCUGUCCUCCGGUGUGAUGAAGCGCAAAACUGACAAUAGCCUCCCCGAGGCGAAGCGUCCGCAGAACGAAGUUUCCCAUGCCGUGAAGACUUCGCGGGUUUUUAUGCCUAAACAGGUGCCCCGUAGCACCUCACGCUACACCCCAAAGGUGUACGAAGCGCCGAGUGCGAACGCCGAGCCUCCCUUGCUUCCUGCUCGUAGUUCUAACCGUAAACCAGAAUUAUACCCGACGCGAGUUGGCUACGAGCAGUACCGUGAGUCACGCCCUAACCAGACGAAUAACGGACAUCUGGGCCGGUAUGAGCCACAGGUGCGGUCUGGAACGCUCCCGCCGCGGGCCGGGUACCCUGUCCCUAACGUGUCCGGAGGUGUGAUGUCCAACGGUGGGUCUAGCCGCGGCGCGCAUCGGGGGCGCGGUCGCGGCCGCGGUACCAACGUGCCGAAUAUUUUCAUUAAGCGGAAGUAA
Babjeviella inositovora NRRL Y-12698 is the source of this 6312-nucleotide messenger RNA. It is a transcript of the gene SEN1, whose product is annotated as putative DNA/RNA helicase. Lineage: Eukaryota; Fungi; Ascomycota; Pichiomycetes; Serinales. Gene Ontology annotation, biological process: termination of RNA polymerase II transcription. The record is from RefSeq and is a predicted model, not a curated record. The transcript has a single exon. The coding region runs from base 1 to 6312 and encodes 2103 amino acids. Gene Ontology annotation, molecular function: helicase activity; transcription termination site sequence-specific DNA binding. Gene Ontology annotation, cellular component: nuclear body.